This is a messenger RNA of Haliotis rubra (blacklip abalone), 1677 nucleotides long. RefSeq lists its product as uncharacterized. Lineage: Eukaryota; Metazoa; Mollusca; Gastropoda; Lepetellida; Haliotidae. The record is from RefSeq and is a predicted model, not a curated record. The transcript is spliced from 4 exons. The coding region runs from base 624 to 1631 and encodes 335 amino acids.
GUAGUUGAUGUGAAUAUGUCACAGUGAAAGCUCUGAGGAAACGACUCAGAAUCGAGUGUUUCGACAAAAUGUGAAAAAUCAUUCAAGCAGGAUUCCCCCUUCUUGUGUAGAUCGGUGCAGGGUAUUACCGAACAGCUAACACCAUACCCCGCCUAAUUCCUGUUGUGUUUUAUUAUAAGAAGCAAUAAGCAAUACUCACAAAGAACCGGGAAUCAGAUACACAUCAAGGCAAGUAAGACUUGUCUACCAGUCAUUUUGCUAUAAGAUAUUUCACAUUAUCAAAUUUUCUUCUUUCUUUAAAUCUUGUCGACUCGUCCAAACACCCUUCUUGGAUUAUUCCAAACAGCCUUAUCGAGUUAUUCUAAACAGCCUUAUCGGGUUAUUCCAAACAGCUAUGUCGGGUUAUUCCAAACAGUCAUGUCAGGCUAUUCUAAACAGUAAUGUCGGGUUAUUUCAAACAGCCAUGUUGGGUUAUUCCAAACAGUCAUGUCAGGUUAUUCCAAACAGUCAUGUCGGACUAUUCCAAACAGCCAUGUCGGGUUAUUCCAAACACCUUGUCAGGCUAUUCCAAACUGUAAUGUCGGGUUAUUUCAAGCAGCCAUGUUGGGUUAUUCCAAACAGUCAUGUCGGGUUAUUCCAAACACCCAUGUCGGGCUAUUCCAAACAGCCAUUUUGGGCUAUUCCAAACAGUCAUGUCAGGCUAUUCCAAACACCCUUGUCGGGCUCUUCCAAACACCCUUGUCAGGGUAUUCCGAACACCCUUCUCAGGCUAUUCCGAACACACUUGUCGGGUUAUUCCAAACAGUCAUGUCGGGCUAAUCCAAAGAGUCAUGUCGUGCUAUUCUGAACACCCUUCUCAGGCUAUUCCGAACACCCUUGUCGUGCUAUUCCAAACAGUCAUGUCGGGCUAUUCCAAACAGUCAUGUCGUGCUAUUCCAAACAGCCAUGUCAGGUUAUUCCAACAGUCAUGUCGGGCUAUUCCAAACAGUCAUGUCAGGUUAUUCCAAACAGUCAUGUCAGGCUAUUCCAAACACCCUUGUCGGGUUAUUCCAAACAGUCAUGUCGGGCUAUUCCAAACACCCUUGUCGGGUUAUUCCAAACAUCCAUGUCGGGCUUUUCCAAACAGCCAUGUCGUGCUAUUCCAAACAGUCAUGUCGGGUUAUUCGAAACAGCCAUGUCAGACUAUUCCAAACAGCCAUGUCGGGUUAUUCCAAACACCCUUGGCGGGUUAUUCCAAACAGCCAUGUCGUGCUAUUCCAAACACCCUUGUCGGGUUAUUCCAAACAGUCAUGUCGGACUAUUCCAAACAGCCAUGUCGGGUUAUUCCAAACAGCCACGUCGUGCUAUUCCAAACACCCUUGUCGGGUUAUUCCAAACAGUCAUGUCGUGCUAUUUCAAACAGCAAUGUCGGGUUAUUCCAAACACCCUUUGUCAGGCUAUUUCAAACAGUUAUGUCGGGCUAUUCCGAACACCCUUAUCACGCUAUUCCAAACAGUCAUGUUGGGCUAUUCCAAACAGUCCCAAAUUCCAAACAAGUCAAGGUACGCUAUGUUACAACUGAUAUUUUUUUAUCUCUUCGGGAUAACCCUGAUACUCGAGUACUGUUCCUGUAUAAAAAGCAGCAAAUAUGAUAAUACAUGUACAUUUGUAUUGAUAAAAAGAUACGUUUUAAGAUAC